Messenger RNA from Dendronephthya gigantea, 3394 nucleotides. RefSeq lists its product as uncharacterized. Lineage: Eukaryota; Metazoa; Cnidaria; Anthozoa; Malacalcyonacea; Nephtheidae. The transcript has 4 exons. The record is from RefSeq and is a predicted model, not a curated record. Gene Ontology annotation, molecular function: protein binding. Bases 37 to 930 code for a protein of 297 amino acids. Gene Ontology annotation, biological process: regulation of apoptotic process.
CUGUGUACGACCAGGCUUCUUUAUUUUGUAUUUGUUAUGCAAGCUGAACUUCAACAUAGACAUUCAAGAUGCGAGACUCUAGCGUCACCUAGAAAAUUAUACGAUAAUUUACUAGUACACAUUUCGCAGAAAUUUGAUAAUAGAGAGAAGGUUUUGUUCGAGUUCUCAUUUAGGCAUGAUAUGCCAAUGCGAGUUCUGGAAACCCAAGAACCACUGAAAUGGUUCCGCUGUUUGGAACAACAAAUGAGAUUGUCGUGGAACGACGUUAACUGCUUGGUCGAUUUUCUCGAAGAAGCAUCGCUUGAGGAACUCUUAACUGUUGCUCGGGAUUACCAAGCAAGAAUUACAGUGAUUACAUUUUUUCAGAAGCAUCUUCAAGCAAAAUUCCCUGAAUUACGUCUAAGCAAUAAACUUCAAGAAAAAUGGUAUUCAAAACAGAACUUGCCGAAGAAUUACUUGAGAAGAUGUCGAAAACUUCUUCGAGGAAGAGGAGUAAAUCGCGAUUUAUCUAUAAAUUGUGUUCGCAGCCUUUUUUCCAAAGGUGUCGUUCUCUUGGUAAAGAGCUGUUCUCCAGUUUUGCCAUCUAGUAAUGGGUUGCAGUCAGUUUGUCUCAAGCUUCUCUACUUGGCGGACUUAUUUUAUCACAGAUUUAAGGCAAUGAUCAUUGAUAACGACGAAAUGCUGAAUAUUAAGCUAUUGCCAUCUGGUAAAUUUUUUGCUCACGAUAAUCGUAUACUUACACGAAAAUCGGUCAAUCCGAAGGUCAGGCCUGAUCAUGAAAUGCCAGCAGUUCAGCAGGAAAUAUCCCACAGACGCAGCUCACGUGAAGUGUUUGAAUUUCAUGUGAGACUAUGUUUUACUUUUCUACUUGGGCUUUUUUCAAGCUUGCAAGGCGAUGUUCUACGAUCCAUUAAGAUACAUCAAAUCUAAGGACGUGAAGUAGUACUGUCUUAAUUUCCACAGUUUCACUACAGGAAUAAAAAUUAUGGACACUUUAUGGUAAACAAGGUCAGAGCUGUAUGUAAAACUAAUUAAAACUGGGUUCCUAACACUCAAUCCGCUUAUUUCAUUUCACGUCCGCGUUUGGUGUGUCUUAAGUUCCCUAAUGUCGGUGAUCAAUGAAACGACGAUGACCAACAAAUUUGUAUGUUGUGUGUGGAUAGCGUGUGGAUCAAUAUUUUUUCAAAGAAUAAAUCAGUAAAUAAUUUAUUUCAGUUACCAAUUAAAACAUUUCAUGCAAGAAUGAUACCGACAAUAACUAUCGCCGUCGCUGAUAAAUUACGACACAUGUUAAACCAAGCCUAAUUGUGACUUUUUGGCACAGACUGGCUAGAUUAAGAUGGAUCGAUACAGUUUUCAAAAAUUUCGGUUCUCUCAAAAUAUGUUUAAAUUCGUUUUUGUUGUCUCUGUAUCGAGUCACCUUAUUUAACUUCGUCGUAGGUUGAAGAUGGUUCCUUAGUGUUUAUGUAGACGUCCUUUUCGGCUUUUCUGUUUCAAACUUGGAUGCAUGGUGGUAAACGGAUGCUUGCCUCCCACUUUCUUUACCUCAUGCAUUUCUGGUGAAUGCUUGUUUGCUGAUAGAUUGUGCAGGGUAGGAAAUGGGGCACUCAACUUCGAAAUCCUUUUUGUAAGAUAUGCACAAAAAGAGAGAUUGAAAACUAAAAUUAGCAAUUUCCUAUUGUCAUUUACACAAUCAAUUCGAUGACGAAAACUGAAUUUACUUAUAGUGGCGACUGGCGGGCUUUAAAACGAAUAGGAGCCAUCUUUGAUCUAAUGGUAGUAAUGCUAUAUAUAUAAGCCUUAGAGUUAUUAUUGCGUUCGCGAGGUACUGCUUUCUGCUGUACUCAACUUCGAAAGGGAGUGCACUGAGUAAAUUAAUUAAUAUGAUAAAUGAUAAAAUGUUGGUGUGUGAGACACCUAAUGUUUAGAACGUUUUAACAAAACCUCGAAACCAUCUUUACUAAACAAGAGGUGCUAAGAGGUAGGUUAAAAUGUGUAACAAUGAUAAACCUUUAGCGAGUGCGAAGGUUAUCGAGCAUAAUGUACGUAGUCCAUUAAGCUGAAGCAUGUAGUGCAUGAAGCUGCUACGAUUGUGACAAACGUCGCAAGACAGCCUUAAAAUUAUCCUUGGUGGAGGCUGUAAUAAUGGACGAUGUGUGAUUGAUGUCAUAAAACAAACGGUGGUGCAUAUAAAUUGCGAUAAGGUCACUAUUUCCUCAUGGGGUGCAUGAAGCCCUCAUGAAGAAUGACGUAAGUAACCUCGGAACAUCUUCAUAAAAGAUGCAUAGAGAGAGGUUUCGCUGUUAAAUUGUAAAUUAAUGAUAACCGGACAGCGAGUUGCUGGCAGCGGUUAUCUGGCAGAUGCAAACGAUGCCCGAAAACUUAUUUGAUACCAUGUAUUGCAUCACAUAUUGCCUCAAAUCAGUGCGUGUAAGUAACACGUACGAGAAGUGUUCCCUCGGGUUUCACUUUCUCAAUGAAGAAUGUGGUAACACAACUUCAAAAAUUUUGUUUGACAUAAAGAUAUGUUAAACCUACUUUAUAAAACUCCACAUUGUGACGAAUUGUUGAUUCGUAAUGUGUGAAGGAGUGUAUGAAGAUUACUGUCAUGCGACUUACCGCUAACAUGCACCGCUCUGGGAUUAUGUUAGAGGUUACGUCGCAAAACAAUGCGGUGUAGGAAACUCCUAUACUAUUACGUCGAAGGUUGCAACACAGCCUUUGAAUCUUUUUGAUACAAAAUGUACAAAAGGAUACAUGUUAGACCUAAGAGGCAAAUGAAUAAACACUCAAACACAUAUUGAGAGCUUCCAAUAUGUGGACUGUCGGGUGAAAGCCUCGAAAAGCUCUUCGAUUCAAGGUAUACGAAGACUAAACUGAUGUUAGUACAGAUAUAUGAUAAUAUUGCAAAUUAAUGCACAUAUAUCAAUAACGUGCGCAUGAGACGGCAUGCCACGAUUACGCCGGGCGACAAUUCUCGUCGGUGAACAACCUCGAAAACUGCUUUGAUACCAUGUAUUGUAUCAUACCAUUAGUAGAGGUUAAACUUAGCAGUUUAUACGAUAGGCGAUAGCGCCCUGUCGAGUGUAUCAUGAGUAUUAAAUACCUAGGUGUGUAUCAUUCUCUAGUAUGACUAUGUUAUUAAAGAAAUUUGAACACAACCUAAUCUUUGAUUUUUACACGUUUGAUAUAAGUUGAUAAUUGUAAACAUGUAUUAGUAAAAUAUUUAGAGGGUUUAGUAAUUAUUAAUAUUAUAGAUUUUUAGUUUGCCUAAAAAUUACUGCAUGUAUAAGCGGUAAUAAUUCUGUAAAUUAAGCUUUAUUGUCUAUAUAGGGAAUAUUCAUGCAUGUUCAGUAACGUAGCCAGCCUGACUAUAUGUCCCGCUAUGCUAAUA